Messenger RNA from Micromonas pusilla CCMP1545, 921 nucleotides. RefSeq lists its product as uncharacterized. Lineage: Eukaryota; Viridiplantae; Chlorophyta; Mamiellophyceae; Mamiellales; Mamiellaceae. The record is from RefSeq and is a predicted model, not a curated record. The coding region runs from base 1 to 921 and encodes 306 amino acids. Gene Ontology annotation, molecular function: nucleic acid binding. The transcript has 2 exons.
AUGGCGCCCAACUUCAACAGCCCGAAGCAGGCGCUCGAGCAGGGCGUCUGCGGCCAGCACGGGUGGUCGAGCCGGUAUUUCCAAGACCCGGACACCUCGCGGUGGUGUGUAGAGGUGCGAUGGGGCGUCGGAUCUUCCCAGCGGCAGGUCUUCGUCAGCGACGACGAAAGCGACGCCGCGUCCAAGCCGGGGAUCAAGAAGGGCCACGCCGCCGCGGCGACGGUCGCGCUCGAGGGGCUGACGGAGAUCCUCCGCGCGGCGAACGUCAAGCCGUCGCGGACGAUCGACGAGACGUUCGGGCCGCGGUUCGACGCGACGUGUCGCGUGCUCGGCGGAGGGCAUGGAUUCGAGAACGGGUGGGAUGCGCUCUGGGCGUGCGCGCCGUCCGUGGUAGCCGUGGACGUGGAAGGGAACCAGCGCACCCCGCCGGUGCUCGUGCAAGUGUGCGCGCGCGUCGGCGCGGACACGCUGUGCGUCCUCGAGACGCCGAGUGUCGCGGAGGGGCUGAGCGAGAACCUGCGGCGGCUGCUGGACGACGACGCGAUCGUAAAGGUUUUUUGCGACGGCACGAGCGGCGCGGAUAAACGCUCGCUCGGCGUGCGUUCAACGUGUAACGUGCUCGACUUGGAGCACGUCGCGACCGAGCUGGCGGGCGCGACCGGGGUGCAGAGGGGGCUCGCGCGGAUAUUGAACCUCGCGUGGCCGGACGCGACCGUCCGCGUGACGAAGGAUGCGGCGGAAAAAUCGUCGGUGAAGUUUUUCGCCGCGAUCGAGCGGGGGACGCGGCCGCCGCUCUCGGGGUUGCACGAUAUUCCGCCCGACGUGGUCAGGUACGCCGCGAUGGACGCGUGGUGCACGCUUUUAGCGCACCAAGGGCUGCAGCUGUUAGCGCGACGCGAGGGGAUAUCGAUAAAGGGCUAG